UCAUUUAGCAGACACUCUUAUCCAGAGAAACUUACAGGAAUGGAUCAGUACCGCGUGUCGGUUCGCUACAGAUAGGAAUGAUUUUCGAAGGAACCUACUGGUCAACCUGGGCCUUUUUGCAGCUAGAGUUUGGGUUGCCAGGAAUCUCUCAGAUUUUGACCUGAUGUCUCCUCAACCAAUCACGUAGUGCAAUAACUGAAUGGAUAUCGGGAGGUGUCUCGGACCACAUUGGCAGUCGAAGGAACAAGAUA
Molecule: messenger RNA, 251 nt
Organism: Salvelinus namaycush (lake trout)
Lineage: Eukaryota; Metazoa; Chordata; Actinopteri; Salmoniformes; Salmonidae
Product: mitochondrial import receptor subunit TOM6 homolog
Exons: 1
Cellular component (GO): mitochondrial outer membrane translocase complex
Source: RefSeq, a predicted model, not a curated record